Coccidioides posadasii C735 delta SOWgp is the source of this 1575-nucleotide messenger RNA. RefSeq lists its product as uncharacterized. The record is from RefSeq and is a predicted model, not a curated record. NCBI's taxonomy places the organism in Eukaryota, Fungi, Ascomycota, Eurotiomycetes, Onygenales, Onygenaceae. Gene Ontology annotation, biological process: proteolysis. Gene Ontology annotation, molecular function: serine-type carboxypeptidase activity.
AUGCAUGAUUUAAAAUUAUCUCUCCUUUUUCUCUUCCUCUCCGCCCUCUACGUUGCGGAAGCCCGGAGGCUUGUCGGGAUAAAUGGAGCGGCAGCCAAGUUUGCAGGGCCUGAAGCCCUCAUCGGGCAUGCGAUUGCGGGCCGGGAGAUAGCAAACGGCAAGCCCCGUCAUAGGUUUUUGAACCAGAAUACUCAGCGUUUUGCUGUCGACGGGACAGGAAUCCCUGAAGUCACAUUUGACGUCGGCGAAUCCUAUGCAGGACUCCUCCCAAUUACCAAAGACCCAGACGAGGACCAAAAGCUCUACUUUUGGUUCUUUCCCACAGACAAUGCCCAGGGACAAGAGGAGAUUACCAUCUGGCUGAACGGCGGCCCUGGAUGCAGUUCCCUUGAAGGAUUCCUUCAGGAGAAUGGCCCAUUCCACUGGCAGUACGGAACAUUCCGCCCAGUGAGAAAUCCAUGGAGCUGGCACAACUUGACGAAUAUGAUUUGGGUCGAACAACCCGUUGGCACCGGCUUCUCUGAAGGCGAGCCCACCGUUACGUCUGAGGAGGAUGUUGCGGAGCAAUUCCUUGGAUUCUUCCGCAACUUCAUUGACCUCUUCGAUCUUCACGGGAAGAAAAUCUACAUUGCUGGCGAGAGUUAUGCAGGAUUGUACGUCCCAUAUAUCGCUGACGCAAUGCACGCAAAGAAUGAUACGAGAUAUUACAACAUCCAGGAUAUUCUCAUUUUUGACCCGACGAUCAACGAACAUGCUAUUCUUCGACAAGUGCCUGCCGUGCCAUUCGUUGAACAUUGGUCCCAUCUCUUCCCUCUCAAUGACACCACUGUCAAGAGAAUUCACGAUAUCGCCGAUUCUUGUGGUUACACCGAUUACAUGAAUGAGUGGCUUACUUACCCACCCAAGGGGAAGAUGCCUCAAUUCCCCGAGUCUAUCACUGAGAACAAAACCUGCGACGUCUGGGAGGCCAUUUACGACGCUGUGUCUCUCGUGAACCCAUGCUUCAACAUCUACCACGCCACAGAUACCUGCCCACUGUUGUACGACGUGCUAGGAUUUCCAGGAAGCUUCGAGUACACCCCGGAGGGCGCAACCAUCUACUUUAACCGUACCGACGUCCAGCGCGCGAUCAACGCACCCUCCAAACCCUGGAGUGAAUGCUCACCCCGUGAAGUCUUUGUCGGUGGACAAGACAAUUCCCAACCAAGUUCCUUUACCGUCAUCCCUUCCGUCAUCGAAAAGUCGCGCAAUGGCCGGACAAUCAUCGCUCACGGGGACUUGGACUACAUUCUCAUCACCAACGGGACCUUGCUCAGUAUUCAAAAUAUGACCUGGAACGGUGACCAAGGUUUCUCCAGCCCACCCUCAGAACCGUUGGUAGUUCCGUACUCUCAAGUCGGGAACCUGGCCGCGAUGGGUGGCGCGGGUAUCCUGGGGAAAACGAGAGCGGAACGAGGUUUGACGUAUGUGGAGAUGCACUUGACCGGGCAUAUGGGUCCGCAGUACAGCCCUGCUGCGUCCUAUAGAGUUUUGGAAUACUUGCUAGGGCGCAUUGAUAGCUUAUCACAGGCUUGA